Molecule: messenger RNA, 6732 nt
Organism: Salvelinus fontinalis (brook trout)
Lineage: Eukaryota; Metazoa; Chordata; Actinopteri; Salmoniformes; Salmonidae
Product: splicing factor 3B subunit 1-like
Exons: 20
Coding region: 2443-5967 (1174 amino acids)
Biological process (GO): spliceosomal complex assembly
Cellular component (GO): catalytic step 2 spliceosome; U12-type spliceosomal complex; U2-type prespliceosome
Molecular function (GO): mRNA binding
Source: RefSeq, a predicted model, not a curated record
GUGUCCUCCCCUGAUAUAUGUUAUGUGUUAUACUGUAACUGCCAUGAUCCCAUGGAUUCCUUUCAAGGGUUCCAACCCACCUCUUGCUGCUUAGCCCUUCGAGCACUUUGCAGCUGCUUGCUCCCCAGACUAAGACCUUUCCUUGGUAAUCUUUUCUGGCCCGAGGGUGCCUUUUAUCACUCAUCAUUUUGUCUCAAUAAUAUCUCUUUGCUUUUGGGGCAAACGGUCUAUGAGAAUAAUUGUAAACAUCUCAGAACUAAGUUGUGCGAAAUAGAACUUCUGCCAGUAAGGUGGUCCAUAAGUUUUAGGGAGAGGUGGUUAGGUGUUGUCUUGGUUACAGACUAUUAUACCUAAUACUACAUGGGUGGCAGGUCGGCUGUGAGUGUCUCGAAGGGUUAACAGACCCAUGUGGCUAUCCAUAUCAUGAACGGUUUAAUUUAAAGGUAUUGGGUAAUGUGAGUAGCAAAAUGUUUUUAAUUGUUUGUGAUUUGAUGCUUAUCCUUGGGGAAAUUCACCUGCUCAUACAAUGUGCUGCACCCUGCUGUGCCCAGUAAGCGGUAACGCAAUGACCCCAUUACCGCACACACAAACCACCCCAUCACGAGGCAGUCAGAAGCCAGAAAUGUGCUGGCUGUCUGAAGCUUGGCUCCCAGUCAAGGAAUGCCCCCAGAUUGCCGACCCACCUGGGUACAGAUCUGAAGCUUUAAAGUAUUCCUGUGUAAAACAAGAACACUCGUAAUAAGCAAUGCUAUUUUACCACCCCUUUCUUCCAAGUGGCCCUUCCUUCACUUCACUAUAGUAUCAUUGUACAGGCUUAUGGUCAGUUACCACCACUGCAGGCUUGUCAGACUUCUAGGGGCUAGGGAAGUUCCAUUAGAAGAGAUGAGGACAUAGUCAAUUAUGAGACUUACACACACAAACUAUAGUGCAGUUGUCAUCAACACUAGUGAGUUAUGGUCUCAGAUUUCAAGCCCAUUUGAAAUGGAAUUUAGUCCAAAUCUGGUCGGGGAUCUUAACUUGGGCUCCAGGGGUCUAAGUAAUACAGUGAAUUACAGUGACGGUAUAAUCCUUGGCCAAAGGGCUUUGUCUCCAGUAUUGUCCUGUCCCUUACCUCUCAGAGGGCAAGGAGCUGUCACUUACAUAUAUUCACAUUUCUCAAAGCCUAAACUUGGCUACAACUUGUUUGUCUUGCCAGCUUAAAUUUAUGUUUGUUCGUUAGAAUGAACUGAAUAGCCCGUCAGUUUAAUCAAGGAUGGCCUAUUUCUCAGACUACAGCUUGACUAGCCAUUAAGCAUUUGAUUAACUAAACACAUACCUUGUAGAUUAAGUUUACAGUAUGUUUAUUUACAUGUUGCAACAAUUUAUUUGUAAUGCAACAAUUUGCCUGUAGGGUCUGAGAUUUAAUUGGCCCUAGUGCCUCAAUGUAGUCUGGGGGUAGGGCUGUAUCAAACCUGCAUGUAGACAGCUCUGUCAUAUACAAAUAUGUUGUGGAAAUAUAUUUCUAUUUCACAUCUUUGUAAAAUAGAAACAUAUCAAGAAAUAUGUGUGCCGCAAUUCCACAGGCCCAUACUAACUGUCCUUAAUUUCUCUCCUACAGCAGUACUGCUUUGCCAGUCCUGUACUGCAGUCUCUUAAGGGUGCAGCAACUCAUCCUGUGUAGGUUAUGGUGAACAGACAGAAGUGUGCGCUUGUCAGUUUUGUCAGGGUCCACUGGCUGGUUGUCUGUCUGGGUGGGGGAAAAGCAGCUAUACCUCAACAAACCUCUACCCCAACAACCUUUUAUUUUGUCUUCUACCAAAGACUUCAUUUUAUAGAAUUAAAUUGAAACCUCUGCCAUUUUAUGGUGGUCUUUUGCUUUAGAUUUAUCUUGUAAUUCAUAGUAUAUAUAUUUUUAAAACAUUUUUCUAAAAAGGAAGUCAAGAUCUACAUUUAGGAAGUUGGAAUAGCAGUGGACUCCAAGGUCAAACUAGCAACGGUUCAGUAGCAUGUGGCCUGUUCCCCUGAAACUAAGGUAUUGAUCGUAUGGAUCUAAAAGUUGCCUCCACUGCCCCUCAGGUAUACGUGUAACUACAUAUAUAGAUAUACUCUCCCUGCCCUGGGUUACAUAAAGUAGCUACACAUUUAUCUCACAGAACAUUCCUAGAUUUGGUUAAAAAAAAUCUUGACUUCAUUUUCUUAAAAUGCUAUCAGUAAUUCGCACUCUGGGGAAUAUUUUAAUUAUGAAGUUUGAGCCCCAGGAGGAUUUUUCUUUUGUGACGUAAAAAACAAAUCACAGGUGGUAUGCUUAUGUGUGUGAGUUCCAACCCUUUUCCAAAGUGUUACUAAUGGUAAAGAGACAUUUUCUAGGCUUCUUUUCUGCCGGUUGAAGUCUGACUGCAGAAGGACCCUUGGCACUGAAAGUGGGGCAAAACGCCGGACCCCAAGCUGCAGUCCAGGUCGUACAUGGACGUCAUGAAGGAGCAGCACCUGACCAAAGAGGAGAAAGAGAUCCGUCAGCAGAUGGCAGAGAAGGCCAAAACAGGAGACCUGAAGGCUGUCAACGGCUCUGCUGCCUCCCAGGCUGCUGCUGCUGCCGCCGCCGCAAAGCGAAAACGCCGCUGGGACCAGACGGCCGAGAAACAGGACCAAUCAGGAACCCCCAGCAACGCCGGCACACCUAAGAAGAUGUCCAGCUGGGACCAGGCCGAUCAGGCUGCUGAGCAGACCCCAGGACACACACCUGGCCACACCCCCUCCAACAGCCGCUGGGACGAGACCCCAGGAAGGAACAAGGGCAGUGAGACCCCAGGGGCCACCCCCAGCUCCCGAAUGUGGGACCCCACCCCUAGCCACACCCCAGCUGGAGCAGCUACACCAGGAAGAGGGGACACACCGGGACACACCACCCCUGGACACGGGGGAGCCACAGGCAGCGUGCGAAAAAACCGAUGGGACGAAACCCCCAAGACGGAGAGGGAGACCCCUGGUCAUGGAAGUGGUUGGGCCGAGACCCCCCGUACAGACAGAGGAGACGAGUCAGUGGGAGAGACCCCCACCCCCGGGGCCAGUAAAAGGAAGUCCCGUUGGGACGAGACCCCCGCCAGCCAGAUGGGCUCUUCCACCCCACUGAUGACCCCUGGGAAAACUCCCAUCGGAACCCCUGCCAUGAAUAUGGCCACUCCUUCUCCAGGUCACCUGAUGAGCAUGACCCCAGAGCAGCUGCAGGCCUGGCGUUGGGAGAGGGAGAUAGACGAGAGGAACCGACCUCUCACAGACGAUGAGCUGGAUGCCAUGUUCCCAGAAGGAUACAAGGUCCUUCCCCCACCAGCAGGCUAUGUGCCCAUCCGUACCCCGGCCCGGAAGCUGUCUGCCACCCCCACCCCCAUGGGGGGCAUGACGGGCUUCCAUAUGCAGCAGGAGGACCGCUCCAUGAAGCAGAUCAACGACCAGCCCAGUGGGAACCUGCCCUUCCUCAAACCAGACGACAUUCAGUACUUUGACAAACUGCUGGUUGAGGUGGAUGAGUCCACUCUGAGCCCAGAGGAACAGAAGGAGCGUAAGAUCAUGAAACUGCUGCUGAAGAUCAAGAACGGAACACCUCCCAUGAGAAAGGCUGCCCUGCGUCAGAUCACAGACAAGGCGAGGGAGUUUGGAGCAGGGCCCCUGUUCAACCAGAUCCUGCCCCUGCUCAUGUCUCCUACUCUGGAGGACCAGGAGCGCCACCUGCUGGUCAAGGUCAUCGACCGCAUCCUCUACAAGCUGGACGAUCUCGUCCGCCCAUAUGUACACAAGAUCCUGGUGGUGAUUGAGCCGCUGCUGAUUGAUGAAGAUUACUACGCCAGAGUGGAAGGCAGAGAGAUCAUCUCUAAUUUGGCCAAGGCUGCCGGCCUGGCCACUAUGAUCUCCACUAUGAGACCUGAUAUUGACAACAUGGAUGAAUACGUCAGAAAUACAACAGCAAGAGCUUUUGCUGUCGUAGCGUCCGCUCUGGGUAUCCCCUCCCUCUUGCCUUUCCUCAAAGCUGUGUGUAAGAGCAAGAAGUCUUGGCAGGCCCGCCACACGGGCAUCAAGAUUGUCCAGCAGAUUGCCAUCCUCAUGGGCUGUGCCAUCCUGCCCCAUCUGAGGAGUCUGGUGGAGAUCAUCGAGCAUGGUCUAGUAGAUGAGCAGCAGAAGGUGCGGACCAUCAGUGCCCUGGCCAUCGCCGCCCUGGCUGAGGCUGCCACGCCCUACGGUAUCGAGUCCUUUGACUCCGUACUCAAACCCCUGUGGAAGGGUAUCCGACAGCACAGAGGAAAGGGUCUGGCUGCGUUCCUGAAGGCCAUUGGCUACCUGAUCCCUCUGAUGGAUGCUGAGUAUGCUAACUACUACACCAGAGAGGUCAUGCUGAUCCUCAUCAGAGAGUUCCAGUCCCCUGACGAGGAGAUGAAGAAGAUCGUGCUCAAGGUGGUGAAACAGUGUUGUGGUACUGACGGUGUGGAGGCCAACUACAUCAAGACAGAGAUCCUGCCUCCCUUCUUCAAGCACUUCUGGCAGCACAGGAUGGCCCUGGACAGACGCAACUACAGACAGCUGGUGGACACCACAGUGGAGCUGGCCAACAAGGUGGGAGCAGCAGAGAUCAUCUCUCGUAUAGUAGAUGACCUGAAGGAUGAGGCAGAGCAGUACAGGAAGAUGGUGAUGGAGACCAUAGAGAAGAUCAUGGGGAACCUGGGAGCUGCUGACAUCGACCACAAGCUGGAGGAGCAGCUGAUCGACGGCAUCCUGUACGCCUUCCAGGAACAGACCACGGAGGACUCUGUGAUGCUGAACGGGUUUGGCACGGUGGUGAAUGCCCUGGGGAAGAGGGUGAAGCCCUACCUGCCUCAGAUCUGUGGUACUGUACUGUGGCGUCUCAACAACAAGUCCGCCAAGGUCCGCCAGCAGGCUGCUGACCUCAUCUCCCGCACCGCCGUGGUCAUGAAGACCUGCCAGGAGGAGAAGCUGAUGGGUCACCUGGGAGUGGUGUUAUAUGAGUAUCUAGGAGAAGAGUAUCCUGAAGUACUGGGAAGUAUCCUUGGUGCUCUCAAGGCCAUCGUCAAUGUCAUCGGUAUGCACAAGAUGACUCCACCAAUCAAAGACCUGCUACCUCGGCUGACACCCAUCUUGAAGAACAGACAUGAGAAGGUGCAGGAGAACUGUAUUGACCUGGUGGGCAGGAUUGCUGACAGGGGUGCUGAGUACGUGUCGGCCAGGGAGUGGAUGCGUAUCUGCUUUGAGCUGCUGGAGCUCCUCAAGGCCCACAAGAAGGCCAUCCGCAGAGCCACCGUCAACACCUUUGGAUACAUCGCCAAGGCUAUCGGACCCCAUGACGUGCUGGCCACACUACUCAACAACCUGAAGGUUCAGGAGCGUCAGAACAGAGUGUGUACCACCGUAGCCAUCGCCAUCGUGGCUGAGACCUGUUCUCCUUUCACCGUGCUCCCCGCCCUCAUGAACGAGUACCGCGUGCCUGAGCUCAACGUGCAGAACGGCGUGCUCAAGUCCCUGUCCUUCCUGUUUGAGUACAUCGGGGAGAUGGGCAAGGACUACAUCUAUGCUGUCACUCCCCUGCUGGAGGACGCACUGAUGGACAGAGACCUGGUCCACAGACAGACAGCCAGUGCCGUGGUGCAGCACAUGUCCCUGGGCGUCUACGGCUUCGGCUGUGAGGACUCCCUUAACCACUUGUUGAACUACGUGUGGCCCAACGUGUUUGAGACGUCGCCCCAUGUAAUCCAGGCUGUCAUGGGGGCCCUGGAGGGUCUCAGGGUGGCGAUCGGCCCCUGCCGCAUGCUGCAGUAUUGCCUGCAGGGUCUCUUCCACCCAGCCAGGAAGGUCCGAGACGUCUACUGGAAGAUCUAUAACUCGAUCUACAUCGGUUCCCAGGAUGCUCUGAUCGCUCACUACCCCCACGUCUACAACGAUGAGAAGAACCCUUACCUCCGCUAUGAGCUGGAGUACUUCCUGUGAUUCUGCUCUCUGUUCACUCUCUCUCUUUCUCUCUCUGUUCACGCUCUCUCUCUCUUCACUCUCUCUCUGUUCACGCUCUUUCUCUCUCUCUCUUCACUCUCUCUGUUCACGCCCUCUCUCUCUUCACUCUCUCUGUUCACGCCCUCUCUCUCUUUCUCUCUCUCUGUUCACCCUCUCUCUCUUUCUCUCUCUCUGUUCACGCUCUCUCUCUUUCUAUCUCUCUGUUCACGAUCUCUUUCUCUCUGUUCACGAUCUCUUUCUCUCUGUUCACGAUCUCUUUCUCUCUGUUCACGAUCUCUCUCUCUGUUCACGAUCUCUUUCUAUCUCUGUUCACGCUCUCUCUUUCUCCGUUCACUCGCUCUCUGCUGAUCUUUUCCCCUUUCCCUCCUCUCUUUCAUCUCCUCUCUUUCAUCUCCUCUCUCUUUUCAUUUUUCGUACUAUCUCUCUUGGUGUGUAGAUAGGACUUGGUCCAUUUUUUUGUAUUAUUUAGCCCCUCUGUCUUUGUAGUGGGUGUGUCCAACAUAGCCACAGUGUCUGUGGCCCCAGAUACAUUUUUAAUCAAAUAAAAACAGUAUAUGAUUAGGGAGAAAGAAAUAUAAAACUGAAACUUUUCUUAGAGCUUAUGUAUUGUUUUAUUUCUUUUAUAAUUUCCAUAAGGAAUGAUCGACACAUGCAGUACAGUGACGUGCAGGAUGUAAGUUAGCCAUGUUAACGAAUGGAAAAGCAAGUCAGUGAGUUUUGAAGUUCUUUAAAAUAUUGUCAUUG